This is a messenger RNA of Lachancea meyersii CBS 8951, 498 nucleotides long. Lineage: Eukaryota; Fungi; Ascomycota; Saccharomycetes; Saccharomycetales; Saccharomycetaceae. The record is from the annotation of a GenBank genome assembly.
AUGUUUCAAUCUUAUGAUCGCGAUAGUUUUUUCUGUGAGAAUGACGUCGGAAAUGGUAUAAAAAGAGACUUUCAAUGUUAUAACGAAACCGGAUCUAACAAGCAGACCCAGUGCUCUAAAAGACUGAAAAAAUGCGAAGAACUCCAAUCUAACGUUUCACAGUGGCCCGACAAAGCUAGAAGUCUGUCACCAGUGGCGCCACUGAUAGACAAUACUCUUGAGGCGAUCGCGAUGAGCGCGCGAUCGAAUACCAGCACAUCUCACGAAUCGUCGCCUUACGUGGAAGUGGAAGACUACAUUUUGGAGGGAUACGGAUCGCCGCUUAUCAAUGGCAGCUACCAUUCCAGGCUGAGUCUCGAGAACAUCACUCCUGUCAAUUACUGUCUGUACGACAUGGAGGCUGAGGAGUUUGACGAGAGUGAAUACGGAGGGGUGAGCGACGGAAAAACGCUGGUCGAUACUCCUGAGCCGCAGCAAGACGUCGAGAUGAUGGAAUAA